Messenger RNA from Guyanagaster necrorhizus, 510 nucleotides. RefSeq lists its product as uncharacterized. The record is from RefSeq and is a predicted model, not a curated record. The transcript is spliced from 4 exons. NCBI's taxonomy places the organism in Eukaryota, Fungi, Basidiomycota, Agaricomycetes, Agaricales, Physalacriaceae. The coding region runs from base 1 to 510 and encodes 169 amino acids.
AUGAAGUUUGACACACUGAUUCUCUUGCUGAGUAUGUCCAGGAGCAGAUGCAAAUCAAGUAUGAGACAGCUAGAGAGGACACCCUCUUCGGACAGUAUCUCUGAGCACAAGACAUGGUGGAUUGGUGAAGGGGCUCAGAGAGCCUUAAAACCCAGCAUUCCUGCUGCCUCAGAGCCUAACCCAUGGGCAGUACCCCCCAAAGGACUGACUCAAUCACUGAUACCAAUGAUAUUCCAGCCUGAGAAGAAGACUUAUAAAGUCAGGGUGGAGACCUCAGAGAAGCAGCAAGACAUGAUGCUGAGAAGCAGCAGUGAAGAAGAGAAGAGUCUUCUCCUCAUCCUAGAUCUAGCAAUGCUGGAUCCAGCACCCAGCAGCAGCAACAGUCAGGCCAAUCUGGACAUCUACAACCUAUGCAACAGUUUCCUUCUUAAAGGGGAUGAGGGUGAGAUGGACAAUGAGGAUGAGGAAGGGCCUAACAAUGAGGGGAAAGAGGACCCUCUCUCUGAGUGA